This is a messenger RNA of Penaeus indicus, 6374 nucleotides long. Its product is annotated as protein artichoke-like. Gene Ontology annotation, molecular function: protein binding. The transcript has 10 exons. The record is from RefSeq and is a predicted model, not a curated record. The coding region runs from base 111 to 4127 and encodes 1338 amino acids. Lineage: Eukaryota; Metazoa; Arthropoda; Malacostraca; Decapoda; Penaeidae.
CCAAGCACAAACCAAGAAGCCAAAAUAAGAAAAAGGAAACAGAAAAAAGGCAGGGCGGAUUCCCCACGCGCCCUGAAGACUUUUUCAUCGAGGCUUCCAAAACGACGGCCAUGUUUGUGUUCUUGGUGUUGGCGGCAAACGCGUGGCUGGCGGCGGCGCAGGUCCCGUGCGCACAGCUGGACGAGGAACUAACUCUCCCUUGCAUGUGUUCACGAGUUGACAAGGAGAUCUUUAUCGACUGUGACAAUGUGGCGUUCCCGGGGGACUUCCCUCUGCUUCCCCACAUGAUGGAAAUCGUAGAAUUUACGCAGAGGAACGCGGGAAUCCAGACGCUUAGGGGUCAGCUGUUCACCGCCUCAGACCUGCCGUUGAGGAAGGUCGACUUCUCGCGUAAUGACAUCCGUCGCCUCAACAAGGGCGCCUUUGAAGGUCUCGAGGACAACCUGCUGGAACUCCGCCUCGACCACAACCUCCUCGGGAACAGCUACAACCCGAUCUUCGCCUCGCAAGAAAUCACCAAGCUGACGGCUCUGCAGACGCUGAACCUCGGCUACAACCACAUCAAGGAGCUGGACACGGGCCUCCUCACCGCCCUCAAGGAUCUGCAGGUCCUUCAAGUCGAGGGCAACAGCUUCUUCUCUGUCCCCUCGGCCGCACUCAAGGGCCUCGACAACCUGAAGGUGCUCACCAUCGAGGAAAAUGAUAUCGACAACAUCAAGAAGUCCUCCUUCGCCGCCACGCCCGGCCUGGUCUUCCUCAACGCCUCCCACAACAGGAUCAUCAACCUCGAGGAGAACGCCUUCCAGGAGUUGGUGGAGCUGGUCACCCUCGACCUCUCGUUCAACAGAUUAUCCAGCCUGAGAGCCGGCGCCUUCCGGGGGCUCGUUAAGCUGGAGGAGCUCGAUCUCUCGUCCAACUUCCUGACGGAGGUUCCUGCCGACGCCCUCAAGGAGCUCACCAGCCUCAGGACGCUGGUGCUCCACGACAACCUGAUCCAGAACCUCGGCGGCGUGGUGGCUCUCGGGCCCAUGGUGAGCUUGCAACAGCUCGACCUGACGAGAAACAACAUCGGCGAGCUCCCCACAGGCACCUUCAGGCAGCUCACCGGCCUCAAGACGCUCAAAUUCGCUGUCAAUUCUAUCAGGAAGGUGGAGGAGGACGCCUUCGAAGGCCUCGAAUCCCUGGAGACUCUCCAGCUGGACGACGACAACAUCCUGUCCAUCCCGUGGGUCGCUCUGGCAAAGGUGAAGAAGCUGACGUCGCUCACCCUGGACUACAACCGCGUGGGCGUGAUCUCCUCCAGCAGCCUGCAGACGGUGACGGGCCUCCACCGCCUCUCCAUCGCCCACAACAUCAUCCGCGAGCUCCCGCAGGGCACCUUCACCAACUUCACCGACUUGCAGAGUCUGAACCUGUACGGCAACAAGCUCCAGAACCUCAUCCCCGAGAGCCUGCUGGGCCUGCGGGAGAGCCUGAAGGAGCUCAACCUCGGCCUGAACCUGCUGAGCGAGUUGCCACAGUUCGACUUCCCGCUGCUCGACACGCUGGUGCUCUCCAGGAACAACAUCAGCGCCCUCCCGUCCGACGCCUUCGUGCUCCUGCCCGAGCUGCGCACGCUCGACCUCAGCCACAACCACCUGACGAGCCUCCCCGUCACCCUGCUGCACCCCGUGUCCAAGCUGUCCACGCUCGACCUCAGCGCGAACCGGAUCGAGGAGAUCAAGGCCGGCCAGUUCAACGAGUCGUUCAUCAACGUGAUCAAUCUGCAGCACAACAAGAUCAUGGAGAUCCCGCGAGACUCCUUCAAGGACUUGCUCUUCCUGCACACUCUCGACCUGAGCCACAACGUCAUCAGGAGCGUGGGCGAGGGGGCGUUCCUUAACAUUCCCCUUCUGCACAUCCUGCGCCUCAACAACAAUAUGUUGCCGUCCUUCAAGCAGAAGUACUUCCGGCUGACGAUUCCCGCGGAAGGAACCGAGCUGAGGAUCCUUGACCUGAGCCACAACGACAUCACGUUCCUCCAGCCUCAGGCCUUCCAGCUGCACCCGAAGCUCGCGUGGCUCAGCUUUGCCCACAACCGCCUGUCCUUCUUCCCGGCCGAGAUCGUGCAGGAGUUGGCGCAGCUCGAGCACCUUGACGUCGAGAGCAACGCCAUCAAGACCCUUGAGAGCAGCGACUUCACCAACUCGCCGCGCCUUCGAGAGCUCAACCUGCAGAACAACGGCAUCGAGACCAUUGCUGAAACGGCCUUCCAGAACUCCUCCCAGCUGCAGGAUCUCAACCUGAGCCACAACAACAUCGAGCAGCUGCCCACGGACGUGUUCCUUGGCAUCACACGGCUGCACCUCGACCUGAGCCACAACAAGCUCUCCUCAUUGCCGGAACUCAUCUUCCAGAGGAUGAAGAUUGAGAAGCUUCAGUCAGUUAACCUGGCAUAUAACCUGUUCACCCAGGUACCGGUCAACACACUCCGGCAGCAGUACUUCUUCCUCAGUGACCUCAAUAUGUCUAACAAUAAGAUUGAGAGCGUACCCAGUAAUGCAGAUGUUUUGGUGAAUAUCAAGGAGCUCGACCUGUCAUACAAUCCGCUGAAUCAGGAAGCCAUUUUCAUCCUUCUGAACGAACCCAAGACAGUGAGGCACCUCAACCUGGCUGGCACGAAUGUGACUGAUGUACCAGUCAUUGAAGCUCGCUUCCUCUUGUCACUCAACCUUUCUGACAAUAACAUUGUAGAGAUCAAGGAAUCUGUGUUUGAGCUGACGCAGAAUCUACAGGUACUAGACCUGUCCCAUAACCAGAUUCCAAACCUCAGCUACGGCCUUGCUCGUGCCUCGCCCAAGAUCCCUGACCUGAGAGAGCUCGACAUCUCGCACAACCCUCUGGCAUACAUUGUCCGUGGAGACUUCAACUACAUGGGCAACCUCGAGGUCCUGCGUGUGGCUCACCUUCCGCGCGUCAACCGCAUAGAGCGAGCUGCGCUGACAUCGCUGCGCUCCCUCCAUGAGCUGCAUCUCCACACUCUUCCCAUGCUGAGAGUGCUGGACGUAAGGGGCAUCCUCGAGGAUCUUCCGGGGUUGGAGGUCGUGGACAUUGAGCUGACCAGCAAAGAAGUUCAUGACCAGCUCCAUCCAGCCUUUUACCCGCGUCUCAGGAGCCUCACCGUCCGCGGCCGCUCAGUGGAGGCGCUCUCUGCGGGUGCCUUCGCGGGCAUCAACAGUCCUCAGCUCACCAUCGGCAUCGUAAACACCAGCGUCAGCAACCUUGGCUCCAACAUCUUCUUCCCGGUGCCGAUGUCAUCCAAGAUCUCCCUCGAUUUGUCCCACUCUGGCAUCACGUCACUGAGUCCGCAGUUCCUGAACACGCUGGACUCACGGCAGCGCCACCUGGAGCUCGAAGGCCUCACGUCCAACCCGAUCUUCUGUGACUGUAACACCGUGUCCCUCCGCCGUUGGCUGGUCGAGCGCGGGCCCAGCGACGCCCUUUACAACGCCUCCUGCUCGGCGCCCCCUUCCCUCGAGGGGGUCGUCCUCACCACGCUCAAGGAGGAGGACCUCACGUGUCAGGGCCACCCCACCACAACCACCACCGACCUCCCCCUCUUCACCACGACGCUCCGGAAGCUCGUGACCACCGACAACAUCAUCACCUACGAGGACAUGACGGGGCGCCCGAGCGACAGGCACAACGAGAUCGACGGCAAGCUGAGCAAGCCCGCGCGCGCCGGCGGCCUCACCAACAUGGACACCGUCAUCAUCGGCAUCGUUGGGGGCGUCGUGGCCUUCGUGGCGCUGCUCAUCAUCAUCAUCUGCCUCAUCAGACUCCGCUCGGACGCGCAAUACCGCGGCGGCCCCCUGGCAGGACCGCUUGCCAUGCGGCAGCACGGCAACUGCACCUGCCUCAAGCCCCCGCACCCGCCCAGCAGCUGGGGGGGCUACCCUGGGCCCUACCCCACCCUUCCGCCUCCUGCCUCCUCGCGGGCCGGCACUCUUAAGAUGAUGCCCCCGCCCACCACGCCCAUCCCGCCCGCCUACGGCACGGUGGGCGCGCACAGCGGACGCAGCUACUACCCGGCCAACAACCCCUACUACAUGGGCUACCCUCCCGAGAGCGAACACGACCACCGAUAGUCGUUCCUCGCCGACCUAGACGACAUCACUGUGCCUGACGCCGCCGCGGGCCCCGUGCUCGAGGCGGACGCCGUCUCUUACUCGACGAAAUAAGGAUUCUCUUUUGCCCACAACGAAGCCCUCCUUCUCCCUCUCCUCGGGGACGGAGGAAGCCAAGCGGAAAACCGAUUCUCUUUAAGACGACAAAGAAAAGGAAAGUGGAAUAAGUGCAAAAAGUAAAUAGACAACGAAAGAUGAAAGAAUACUCUCUCAACAAAGAAAGGAAAAACGAGAAAGAGAACACGAAUCUUAUCUAGAUCGGUUGGUGCAAUGACCUUGCUCUGGGGAAGAUUGCCGUGGUCUCCCCUCACUUCCUUUUCCUCGGCGUUUCGAGCAUCUCUCCAUUUCAUAUCUAUUUUUUUAACGGGGCAAAAUCUCUUGUAAAUAUUUAAUGUUAGUGUUAAUGUUUCCUUUAUUUAGAGUUCUAGAUCACUUUUUUUUAUAUAUAGAUAAAGUAUAUAAAUAUAUGCGUGCGUGUAAGUAUCAGGUUGUAGAGAUGUGCCUAAGAAGCUGUUCAUUGUUAUAAUAUGGUAUUGCUAUUAUUGCAAAUAUUUCCCCCCAAACUAUGCCGCGUUCGCACAGAUGUUAUCGUUCAUCUCCGUGUGUAAUUGCGAUAAUGCGUAAGACAUUUGUGACUGCGAGAUGUGUUCAUUCAUAAAUAUUUCUGCCGUUGUGAAUGGGAACGAACUCUCAUUCAUAAAUAUUUCAGACGUUAUGAAUGGGAACAGGAUUUCAUUCAUAAUUAUUUCAGACAUUGUGAAUGGGAUCUGAGUUUCAUUCAUAAAUAUUUCAGACGUUAUGAAUGGAAAUAAGGUUUCAUUCUUAAUUAUUUCUGAUGUUGUGAAUGGCAACCGAUUUCAUUCAUAGAUUUUUUCAGACGUUGUGAAUGGAAACCGAGUUCCAUGCAUAAACAUUUCUGAAUGACGCGAGUGUGAAGAGAAAUGCUACUCACUAGCUUGUAAAUACAGUAAGUGGGUGUUGGUGGUGCUGUGUGCAUGUUGGUACUGUACAUCUUCAGAACAAGAUGUAGUGUUUUUUUUUUAAUUUCUGUUUUCGUUUUUUUUUUUACGUUGCAAUAUUCCGUAGUACAAAAGUGAAAGGACUGAAAGCAAAGAUGGAGAAUAAGACGAUAAAGAAGACAAAGGAGAUAAUGCAUGAAGACGAAGAAGAAAAUUAAAACGACAUUAAUCAUAUGAAAUUGAGAUAAAAUACAAAAUCGAAGGCGUAUAAAAACCAUUAAAAGGUUUAAAAUUGUUUUAACAUUAUUUAUUAUGAAAAUUACAGGUAUUCCCUCUAACCUAUUUAUUUACUUACUAUUUAUAAGAAGAAGAAAAAAGAAUUAUAAACCCAUACCGUUUCUCAUUUUUUGAAGAAUCUUAAAUAUGAUUGUAAUUAUAAGUUAAACUAAUUCUUUUAUUUAUUCUUUCGAUUUUUUUUCCUGUAAAAAAAAAGAACAACGAAAGGCAAAACAAAAAUUUAUUUGCAUAAUUAAGGAAGUGAGACAAUAUUCUCAUAAUUAUAUUCAUGGCGAUCACAAUAAUAAUAAUGAUAAUUAUAAAUACAGUGUGAUAAUGAUGGUGAAGAUAAUAAUGAUAAAACAAGGAAUGAUAACAGGUAAAAUUAUACUAAUGAUGAUGCAAAUUAAUAAUUGCUCAUGACCAUUAUUUUCAUUCCUGUUAUUAUUAUUACUCCGGUCAUGGUUAUAAUUAUGUUAAUGAUAAUCAUGGUGCUGUGCCAUUAUUAAUGAUAUUAGUAAUGUUAAUAUCAUCAUUGUCAUUGUUAUUAUUGUUUCUGUUAUUAUUAUAAUAGUAGUUGUUAUUAAUAGUGUUGUCAUUAUUAUUAUUAUUAUUAUUGUUAUUAUUAUUAUUAUUAUUAUUAUUAUUAUUAUUAUUUUUAUUAUUAUUGUUGUUGUUGUUAUUGUCAUCAUAGCUAUGAUAUCCAUUAUUUUUCUUUUUAUAUAACUAUCAGCACUAUGAUUUCUGUCAUCGUUACGUGACUAGAUUAUAUAGAUAAUACAUUUCUUAACUGUAUAACUGAUAUGGCAAUCAUUGUCCACAGAUAUAAGAAUACCCUUGGCAUGUGUCUUUUUAAUUAAUAUUCGGAAAGCCAAUUCUUGUGUACUACUUGUGUGCAUAUGUUUACGUAUGUGUAUUCAUCUGUAAUUUGUACAGCUUGUAACUGUUUUUAAUAAAGUAAAAAUAAUGAAAA